This is a messenger RNA of Papaver somniferum (opium poppy), 871 nucleotides long. Its product is annotated as nucleolar protein 16-like. Gene Ontology annotation, biological process: ribosomal large subunit biogenesis. The transcript is spliced from 3 exons. NCBI's taxonomy places the organism in Eukaryota, Viridiplantae, Streptophyta, Magnoliopsida, Ranunculales, Papaveraceae. The record is from RefSeq and is a predicted model, not a curated record. Gene Ontology annotation, cellular component: nucleolus. Bases 25 to 603 code for a protein of 192 amino acids.
CAUAGAGAAAAACAGAAACGAAACAUGGGAGGCUCAAGAAGAAAAUUCAAAGCAUCAAGAAAAUCAAAAGUACGUGUUGGAUUACCAAAGAAAAACCCAAAUGUAUUCAAACCAGCAUUUAAUUUACCACCAAAGUUACGGUCUAUAAUUGAUUCAACCAAUUCAAAGUGGGAUGAUAAAGCUAGUGUUAUUAAGAAUUACAAAGCUUUUGGGUUUGUAUCAAACCCUAAUAUUUUAGGUAAACGUAGUCGUACACCUCAUCAGAUUCAAAGUUCUCAACUUCAACUGCCGAUAUCAUUGAGAGAUGAACCGUUGGAUGAAUUUGAGGUUCCUGUUGAUACUGGUAGUGACCUUGAAGAAGAUGACUUGAAAUCUGCACUAGGGAAGAAGCGUAGAGAUGGAACAUCUGGUCAGUUGCAGCCAUUGACUAACAUACAGAGGAUUCAUAUUGGUCGGCUGAUUGAGAAACAUGGGGAGGACUACCAGAGCAUGUUCAUGGAUACGAAGUUGAACUCAAUGCAGCACUCUGUUGCAACAUUGGAGAAGUUAUGCAAACGAUAUCACGUCUCUAAAGAUAAGAAUCCUAGGAUCUUGACCCGCUGAUAAAAAUUUAAAAUGGAGCAGAAAGUGUUUGGAAAAAAUACUCUUGUAGCUGUGCCAGUUCCUCAUAUCAUUGAUGAGAAACAACUUCUGAGUAGGGAAAGAAUGUAUUGAAAUUUUGUCCGAGUUACUUAUGCUUCUAAAUGUCAUAUGAAUAUGUAUUAUGAUUAUGAUCAUCAAGGCAAUAUAUGCUAGUUUCUUUAAUUGGAUGCUUCAUGUAAACUAUUGAAUUUAUGAGCUGCCUCUAGCCGAACCGGAUUUUUUUUUUGCA